UUACUCCGUCGCGUAGACACUGUAGUAUCAGGUUCAUGCACUCUCAAUAUCAUGCAAGCCAAAGAAGGUGCAACCAAAAUCAAUGAUUUGGAUGUUUACACCACUCUUCAGAAAUUCGAGGAAUUGGUCAGUUUCUUCACAGAGACGGAACACUAUAAUCUCAUAAGGAACUUCCAUCGUCCUCCCCCAGGUCCGUAUAACACGUCCAGCAUUGCCAAACUAUUCAGGCUGCAAAAAGCCAAACAAAAUGUUGAUAUCAUAGUCACAAACCUAUCCUCAGCCGUGGCGCCCAUCUUCCAAUUCCAUUCAACAAUCAUCAUGAAUUUUAUAUCAGCGGACGUCAUUUUCUGUGCCUACCCAGCAUGGACGUUGGACAUGCUCGGUUUCAUACACCCCCGCACAUACAAACAAAAUGGAACCAACUACGCGACUAUCAAAGGUCUCGCGAAAUACAUGGAAAGGGGUUUUACCCUGUACUCAGAUGUCUGCGAAUUGCAACCUCAUGAUUCCCACUGCAUCAAAACAUACUAUUGCCCGCACAUGUCGCAGAGCACUAAUGACAAAGGCAAAUUAGCCUGGGAGUUCAAACACACCAAGACAGACACUAAUGUAGUCGUUUGGUGUCUGGGAGGUGAUCAAUGCAGCAAUGAGAGGAUCGCUGGAGCACCGUCAUUUGUUUUCAGUACCUGA
Suillus fuscotomentosus is the source of this 690-nucleotide messenger RNA. RefSeq lists its product as uncharacterized. NCBI's taxonomy places the organism in Eukaryota, Fungi, Basidiomycota, Agaricomycetes, Boletales, Suillaceae. The annotation marks the transcript as partial. The record is from RefSeq and is a predicted model, not a curated record. The transcript has a single exon.